Sitodiplosis mosellana (orange wheat blossom midge) is the source of this 5450-nucleotide messenger RNA. It is a transcript of the gene flz, whose product is annotated as serine protease filzig. The record is from RefSeq and is a predicted model, not a curated record. NCBI's taxonomy places the organism in Eukaryota, Metazoa, Arthropoda, Insecta, Diptera, Cecidomyiidae. Gene Ontology annotation, biological process: proteolysis. Gene Ontology annotation, molecular function: serine-type endopeptidase activity. The transcript has 11 exons. The coding region runs from base 1071 to 4280 and encodes 1069 amino acids.
UCAUCGCGCCAAAACGUUCUUGUGCCAGCGGUUCAUAAUUUCAAGUGGAUUUGUUGUUGUUGUUUUUUUUUCUGUCAUUCGCUGUUUUGAUCUGCAAAUAAUCAACAACAAAAGAAGAAAGAAAGAAAAACCAUACAUAAAACGGCAACAUUUCGACAUAAAGUGUAAUCGGGUGGCGCAUUUUAAAUCGCACAUACCAAACUCAAUUUAUGAGCGAUUGGAAGAGCUUUAAAAUAAAUGGAAUGAGACACCUAGAAACGACCAUAUUUGAAGCAAAACAAAGAGGACAAAUAAAACUAGACUAGAACUUCUUCAAAUUGCUAUUGAACAAAUUAAUUGGAACGUAAAACGAUCAAAUGAUGUGCAAUCGAUGUAACGUGUUGCGGUAAUCACAUUCGAUGGUUUUUGAAAAUGUAAAAGAGGAGAACAAAUACAACAACAUAAACAACAACAACGAAAAAAAAUAUUGAUUGAAUUGAUCGUGAGAUAAAUCAUAAUAACAACUAAAAGAAGAAGAAGAGAAAAAAAACGAUCGGUAAAAAAUUAAGCAUAAUAGCCGAAUGAAAAAUCGUAACAUCAAUGGUUUUUUUUUUCUCUGAAUAAAUUCGCAUAUUACCACUAACUUUUAACUGCAUUUUUUGCUCACAUUGUGGCCGCCUUUUUUAAAUAUUCACUAUCUCGACCGCUUUUGAUCAUCAUCAUCAUCAUCGUCAGCAUCAUCUCGGAAGAGACGCCCAGUUUAACCGAAUAAUGCGUUCAUUCGCUUGAGCAUUAUUGUUUGCAUAGUUCGCGAGCCGCCAGCACAAAUAGAAUCUAAAACAUCGAAUUCAUCCAAAGUAACAGCAAAAUAGCGUUCACAUCGAACAACAAAAGAGAGAGAAAGAAUUGAAACAAAACCAAAAAAAGAAUAACCGAAUUUUUUUCUGGCAUCAUCGCCACAUAGAUGAUUCUUCUGAUGUAAAGCGGUAAUAUCAUCAUACACACCCGAACUUAUUUUGUUCAAACAAGAAAAUCACGAACUCCAUUAUCAUCUCAUAUUAUCGCUCGCUCGCUCACUCAUUCGUUCACAAAUGAAAUUAAAUCGAAUGACAAUGACUUCAUUAAAAUGUUCGCUGAGAUUGCAACCGUACAGACAGUGGUUUUUUGUGCUAUAUUUUGUGUUAAUAACGAUCAUCGAUUUUAGCUAUACCGUUGAUGGAUUAAGUACAACGAACGAUCGAGGGGAGCGCAAAUUAUUUGGCGGAUACCGAAUAACGCCCAAAUUUUGUAAACCAUCGAAAAUCCUACCGAAAGGAGAUCCACGAGCUGAAGGACCAACCAUAUGCAUGUUUAAUCAUGAAUGCUCACAAAGACACGGUGAAGUAGUCGGCGCUUGCAUGGAUGGAUUCUUGUUCGGUGCCUGCUGUCAGUUGGCGGUUAAUGAAGCGGUUAUUGAUGAUUACAACAAACCACUUUUGAAUCCACUCGAACCAUUCAAUGGAAAUGAUAAUCAUGUGCCAUCGAAUGAUGGUAGCUAUGGUGAGAGCGAUACGGUUUUAAUUGAAACAUCACAGCCAACCACACCGGAAAAAACAUCGAUUUAUUUGUCAUCGCAUUCAACGGGUCAAGUUUACAGUCCAGAGCUACCGACACAAGUUACGGAUUCACUCACCACAUUUGGCACACUCAAUCCAAAUAAGAAAAAAGUGCCAAACACAAAGCAGCCACAUCAAACCAAACCGACACCAUCAAAAUAUGGCACAACGGAUAAGUAUGUUUUGGUGCAAACGCUGACAAAUGAUAAGAAUGGUCCGUCAUCGAAACCGGGUGGCCCUGUUUAUGACAAUGAAAUCAAUUCCAUUGAGUCAAUCAUUCUGAUGUUGAAUGACUCCAAAACCGGUCCACAAUAUAAUACCGAUGGUAAACCUCAAAGCACUUAUGAGUACACGAGCAGCGGAUUGCCCACCAAAUAUGGCAGCUCAUCAUCGAGUGGCAGCUUCUAUAUCACAACCAAAUUACCGUCGUCAACGACACCCGUUCCCAUUUCAUAUGUUCCGUCAACGAAACGUCCACCGCUGUACAAUGUCACCUAUACAACAUCCCAGAAUGCAAUAACAUCACUCUUCACACCAUCCUCGACACCGUCGACAUUGGCAACCGUUUUCCAAAAAAUUCCCAUUCUCACACACACCGGCCCCAUUACAACGAAGUCACCGUCAACCAGUUACGUUUACAGUACGGCUAUACCAAAACGGCCCACAUCAUCGAGUUCCAAUCCAAAUCGAAUCAGUUCAACGACAACAGCAACGAAAAAGCCCACCAAAUUGGCAACGACAAACACGAAAAAACCGGUGCAAAAAGGCACAACACGCCCAAUAUCGACCAGCUACGUAAGCGGACCCACACCGUCACGACCAACGUAUUCGGCAACGAAAAAACCGGCACCCGUCUCAUCAUAUACAACACCAAACCGACCACAAUCAUCGGAAGUACCAGUAAUUAAUAAGAUUGGCUCGAGUACACCGGCGCCGACUGUCAUCGUUCUUGGUCCAUAUGGAAUUGGUUCAACAGAAAAUCCAUCGCCAACAAUACAUAUAACACCGAAACCAACGGCCAGCCAUUUCGUUUCGUCCAGCACAAGUUGGACUGUGAGCCCAGACUUGAAUAAAUACACACCACCCAAAAUACCAAACACAUCGCAAUAUGUCUCGUACAGUCCGAUUCUGACGAAGCGUCCGGGUCAAAGCGAACCAUCGAUUUACACACCAGGCGGUGGUCCAAUUUUGUCAAACGAUUUCGACGAUCCAGGCUACUAUGGUUUAGCAUCGACCACACAACGUCCUCUCAUUGCAAAUAUACAGCAAACCGUUACGUCUGCAUCGAUCUAUGCGGUGCUCGAUGAAAAUGGAUUCCCUGCAACAGCAACGCCAAACGAAGAAGUGUACACUUCACCGAAUGAUUUAAUCAAUUUUCCACCAGUACGAAAUCCAAACUUAAACGGAACUGCGCAAAUUGCCAGCGCUACAAUCGAAGACUAUGAUAUUUCAACGCCACAAUUCAUUGAAGAUGAAUUGCUUAAUGACAAAAUGAAUUUAUUGGUGAACAAAAUCGUUGAAUCCCUGAAAGACAAUUUCCAUGAUUUGGCCGAUAUUGUUGAGAAUAAGACGGUAACGAGACGACCAGCACCAUCGGCAACGACCAUUCAACAACGGCCGAUUACGACUUUAGCAACGAAAAAGCCACCACAACGAGCAACAACCACCACUACUAGACGUCCAAGCACCUUAAGCAAACCUUCGACAAGUCGUCCGGUGAAUAAUCGAAAAACGACGAAAAAACCACCAACCACCGUUCUGAAUCGGGUUACAACCACAAAACGACCAACAACAAAACCACCGAAGCGACAGCCAACGACUACCGUGCAACAGCAAUACGAUGAGGUUACCGACGCUGUUGAAGAGGAAGAAGAGGAUGUUGGCGAAGAAACGGGUGAAGAGGAAAGCACACCAUACUUUGAAAGCGGGCGCGUUCAGUGCGGUGUUCGACCACACGUGAAAUCGGGCCGAAUCGUUGGCGGAAAAGGUGCAACGUUUGGUGAAUGGCCGUGGCAAGUUCUAGUCCGUGAAUCAACUUGGUUGGGUUUAUUUACCAAAAAUAAAUGCGGAGGUGUAUUGAUAACGAAAAAUUACGUUAUGACUGCUGCACAUUGUCAACCUGGAUUCUUGGCUUCGCUGGUGGCAGUGUUCGGUGAAUUUGAUAUUUCAGGGGAUGUGGAAAAGAAGCGAUCAGUGACAAAAAAUGUGAAACAUAUUGUCGUUCAUCGUGAAUAUGAUGCGGCUACAUUUGAAAAUGAUUUAGCUUUGCUCGAACUGGAGAGUCCAAUUCACUAUGACACGCAUAUUGUUCCGAUUUGUAUGCCAGUCGAUGGAACGGAAUUCACCGGUCGCAUGGCAACUGUUACGGGCUGGGGACGUCUUAAGUACGGCGGCGGCGUUCCAUCAGUUCUGCAAGAAGUUCAAGUGCCAAUCAUCGAAAACAGUGUAUGCCAGGAAAUGUUCCACACAGCUGGACACAAUAAGAAAAUAUUACCAUCAUUCUUAUGUGCAGGAUACGCAAACGGCCAAAAAGAUUCCUGUGAAGGUGAUUCUGGAGGACCACUUGUUUUACAACGUUCUGAUGGAAGAUGGGAGUUAGCUGGAACUGUGUCACAUGGUAUUAAAUGUGCAGCACCGUACUUACCAGGUGUCUAUAUGCGAACGACAUACUAUAAACCAUGGUUGGAGAGCAUAACAGGAGUUUGAAGUGAUGCAAGCGGAACAAAUGCGCUAAAAUAGUUUAACAUACACAAACACACAAACACUCACACAUGUGCAUAAAUGCAUGCUAACGAAUAUGCAUAAGUACAUCGUCCCACGCACAUUAAACUUUAUUUUCCUGUCCUACCCCAUUUCCCUCUGAUCACGGACAAAAACGAACGAACAGAAACUGGAAAAAACACAUGAACUUUUCAUUAUUGAUUGAACAACGACGAAACUGAGAGUGAACAAAUCUCUCAGUUGGAUGUGAAUAAGCAACAAAAAAAUGUUCAUUCAUUUACAAAUUUAUCUUUUCAUACGCACAACAACAACAACAAAACCAGAAUGCAAUAACACAGACAAAUUAGCUUAUUUUGUUAGGUGACCCAUCUCUAAUUUAUAAAAUAUUAAUUGAAAUUAGAAAAAAAAAGAAAAAAAGAGAAACGUUUGUUAAAGCAUGUAAAAACAAACAAACGUUUAUGCAGUUUUUUUUAUACAGACUGGAGCUAAUUUGUGUAGUCAAUACUUUUUUUAUUUAAUGCUUGUACAAAUGAAUGUAUCGACUGUUGUUUGAAUGGACAUAUAUCUUGGUAAUGAAAACUAAAUUUAUCUAAUUAUUUAUUAAUUUAUUCAAAUUUAUUUAUUGAAAAUUCGCUUAUUUAUUAUUUUCAUCAUAGUACUAGAACAACAGUUAUUUAUGCAUUUAAUAAAAUGAAAAAAACAAACAAACAAACAAACACAACGGUUCAGCCACUGUACUGACACAUUGCUGCUGAUGCCCGUUUACAUAAUAAUAUUCGAUGAGCAGUGCUGAAAAUUUCGAGAUUGUUUAAUUUUUUAUUUUUGUUUUUGAUUUAGUUCAUUUUUUUUCAAGCUAUUAUUUAUUUUCGAAGAUUUGGAUGUGAGUAUGUUCGCAUUUUGUUGAAUCAAAAUUUUUCGAUUUGAUUUUUUUUGCAUUCACAUUUUGCUUUCAAAAACAAACAAAAAACCCUGUGAGGGAAAAAGAAACAAUUUCGUUUAUACUUUUUUGUAUAAAUAAUUAUCGUGCAUAUAAUAUAUAAAUAUACAUAUAAUUUAAACUGAUUUAGAAAAUGUUAAUGUAAUAGACCUCUAAGAAAUUGUUAAAAAGUGAUUUAAAUGGUUUUUAAAAAUUCAAUAAAAAACAUUUUGUGAAAU